UAAAUCGCCUCACUUCUAGUUAGACCCUUCAUCGCUACUCAAUGCACCUCCCUGAGUCUCUUCCCUAUUGGCAAUUCGUAAACUGUCUUCCGUCUUCCUGCUGUUUAUAGGAAUCAAACGUACCAUCCAAUCUUUUUGCCAGGUGGUCCAUAAACUAGAAAAGCCGGCAGCUCUCCAUUCGUUCGUGCUCGAAAAGAGCGCCGAUCAUGUCCCUCGUUACGAAUGGAUGUACCGUGCUGGCCUCUCGUCGCGGUUGACCCGUUGUCAAGAGAGAGAGAGAGAGCCGGGGAUGGGGAGGGCUCCUUGUUGUGCGAAGGUCGGAUUGCACCGGGGUCCUUGGACUCCUAGAGAAGACUCAUUGCUUGUUGACUAUAUUCAAGCACAUGGUGAAGGCCAUUGGAGAUCCCUCCCCAAAAAAGCUGGGCUCCUAAGGUGCGGAAAGAGCUGCCGACUAAGAUGGAUGAAUUACCUGAGACCCGACAUCAAGAGGGGCAACAUAACUCCGGACGAGGACGAUCUGAUCGUCAGAUUGCAUUCCCUUCUCGGCAACCGCUGGUCUCUCAUUGCCGGUAGGCUCCCCGGUCGAACCGAUAACGAGAUCAAGAAUUACUGGAACACCCACCUCAGCAAAAAGCUCCUGACAAGCCAAGACACCCACCCGACGCAUCGUUCACCCGCCAAUAAGAAGAGAAAGACGACUACCAAAUCCACUAAAGAGAGCACCAAGAAAUCAAAGCACAACAAUAAGAAGAGCCCUAAUAAAGCAUCUGUGGAGGCCACAGAGAGGCCCAAAGUUCAUCUUCCCAAGGCCAUUAGGGUUACCGCGUCCUUCUCGUUACCUAGAAACGACAGCUUCGAUUGCAACACUGCGAUUAGCUGGUCCUCCAGUCAAGGAGGGUUACUUGACAGAGAAGUAGCCCAUGUUCCUUGGUCAGGUGAAACUGGUGGGGUAUUUGGCUUCUUCAUCGGUGAUCCGCAAGAUCGUGGUCGACAUGAAUUCUCUAACGGUCAAAAUGACGACAACACUACCAGCGCUCAUCAUCUUGAGCGCCCAUCCGAAGAUGAACCAGCAAAAGAUCAAAAUGGGACGCUCGACAAGCUCUACGAGGAAUAUCUGCAGCUGCUAAGGACAGAAGACGAUCUCGUUCAGCUGGACACUUUUGCUGAGUCGUUGUUGAUGUGAGAGAGAGAGAGAGAGAGAGAGAGAGAGAGAGAGAGAGAGAGAGAGAGAGAGAGAGAGAUGUUUCGAGCCAUGCAGGCCGCGCACGUCAAGAUCAAGUGGGUGUUAAGGUUUCCGAAGUGAUUGUGGUUUUGAAUCGUAGAUUCCACAAAACACGUGCUUACCCUCUAGCCAAACUUGGGGACUUCGGAUGCCUUUAUGAGUUCUCAAAUUAUGAGACCCGGUGCCUCUUGUAGAUUUUCCAUCCCCCCCCUGUACUUUCUAGGGUUUGUUAAAUGUAUAAGAUGAUUGUCCUCGAAGGCUUUUACACUUUUCUCCAAA
This is a messenger RNA of Syzygium oleosum, 1501 nucleotides long. Its product is annotated as myb transcription factor 42-like. The coding region runs from base 227 to 1183 and encodes 318 amino acids. Lineage: Eukaryota; Viridiplantae; Streptophyta; Magnoliopsida; Myrtales; Myrtaceae. The record is from RefSeq and is a predicted model, not a curated record. The transcript has 2 exons.